Messenger RNA from Marmota flaviventris (yellow-bellied marmot), 1843 nucleotides. RefSeq names its product synaptotagmin 11 (gene Syt11). Gene Ontology annotation, cellular component: plasma membrane; exocytic vesicle; axon. Lineage: Eukaryota; Metazoa; Chordata; Mammalia; Rodentia; Sciuridae. The record is from RefSeq and is a predicted model, not a curated record. Gene Ontology annotation, biological process: vesicle fusion; calcium ion-regulated exocytosis of neurotransmitter. Gene Ontology annotation, molecular function: phosphatidylserine binding; calcium ion binding; SNARE binding.
ACCAGUCUGACUGCACCUGCAUCCUUAGCUCAGAGCAUCCCUGGAGCAUCUUAAGAGGAGGGCGCAGCUGGCAACCAGGGAUCGGACCGUCGCAGGGGACGUCCGCCAGAUACCUUCCCCCUCCCCUGACCUACAGCUCCACAGCGGCGACCUCGGUACUGACCAGGGGUUCCCAGAGUUGUCUGACCAUUACGAGAGCAUUUAUAGCAACAGCCUCUGAUUACGACAUGGCUGAGAUCACCAAUAUCCGACCUAGCUUUGAUGUGUCACCAGUGGUGGCUGGCCUCAUCGGGGCCUCUGUACUGGUGGUGUGUGUUUCAGUGACUGUCUUUGUCUGGACAUGCUGCCAUCAGCAGGCAGAGAAGAAGCACAAGACCCCACCGUACAAGUUUAUUCACAUGCUCAAAGGCAUCAGCAUAUACCCAGAGACCCUCAGCAACAAGAAGAAAAUCAUCAAAGUGCGGAGAGACAAAGAUGGCCCUGGGAGGGAAGGUGGCCGCGGGAACCUGUUGGUGGAUGCAGCAGAGGCUGGCUUGCUGAGCCGAGACAAGGAUCCCAGGGGGCCCACCUCUGGAUCUUGUAUAGACCAAUUGCCCAUCAAAAUGGACUAUGGGGAAGAACUGAGGAGCCCCAUUACAAGCCUGACCCCUGGGGAGAGCAAAACCACCUCUCCAUCAUCUCCAGAGGAGGAUGUCAUGCUAGGAUCCCUCACCUUCUCAGUGGACUAUAACUUCCCGAAAAAAGCCCUGGUGGUGACAAUCCAGGAGGCCCAUGGGCUGCCAGUGAUGGAUGACCAGACCCAGGGCUCUGACCCCUACAUCAAAAUGACCAUCCUUCCUGACAAGCGGCAUCGGGUGAAGACCAGAGUGCUGCGGAAGACCCUGGACCCCGUGUUUGAUGAGACCUUCACCUUCUACGGAAUUCCUUACAGCCAGUUGCAGGACCUGGUGCUACAUUUCCUCGUCCUCAGCUUUGAUCGCUUCUCUCGGGAUGACGUCAUUGGGGAGGUGAUGGUGCCAUUGGCUGGGGUGGAUCCCAGUACAGGCAAGGUACAACUGACCAGGGACAUCAUCAAGAGGAACAUCCAGAAGUGCAUUAGUAGAGGGGAGCUCCAGGUGUCUCUGUCAUAUCAGCCGGUGGCACAGAGAAUGACAGUGGUGGUCCUCAAAGCCAGACACUUGCCGAAGAUGGAUAUCACCGGUCUCUCAGGUAAUCCUUAUGUCAAGGUGAACGUCUACUACGGCAGAAAGCGCAUUGCCAAGAAGAAAACCCAUGUAAAGAAGUGCACUUUGAACCCCAUCUUCAAUGAGUCUUUCAUCUAUGACAUCCCAACCGACCUCCUGCCUGACAUCAGCAUCGAGUUCCUCGUCAUCGACUUCGAUCGCACCACCAAGAACGAGGUGGUGGGGAGGCUGAUCCUGGGGGCACACAGUGUCACAAGCAGUGGUGCCGAGCACUGGAGAGAGGUUUGCGAGAGUCCCCGCAAGCCUGUAGCCAAGUGGCACAGUCUGAGCGAGUACUAAUCCUGUUCUUCUCUCCUCUAACCCUGGGGCCAGGCUGGGGAGGGACGUGGUGGGGAGAGAUGUCAGAGAAGCGGACUCAAAACCUCAUUUUAGUUGUAGAAAAAAAUUUCUUACAAAACAAACCAAGGAACAUCCCACAUCACCACAGCCGCAGAUCAGUUCUUAGCAAAGACGAUUUUUUUUCUCCUUUGCAAGGCACUAGAAAUUCUUUUGUUUUUUAAAUGGGGCGGGGAAAGAGAGGGAAAGACCCCUACAAGUCUAUAUAUAACACUGUAACCUUAUACUUGCAUGUCUAAUACAAACUGAAGAAAUUAGCCUAA